AUGCAGCUUUCUUACAAUCCUGUGUUUUCUUGCAUCGCUCGAAAAAUGGAGAACAUCAGAGAGGCGCCUGUGUCGAGCUCUUCAACUCUUCGGGCAGACCAGCCCCGCAAGAGCGGGCGCCGUGCAAGUGGAGCAGGAAUAAUGUUCCUCCAGGAGGCCAUGUCAGAGCAGCAACGGCCAGCCGGUGCUAUUCUGCAACAUGCCCCGAGCCGACUCUCUUUGGUGGACCUGGAUUCGAGAACAGAGAAUGGAGAGCCCUCUGCAUCGCAAUCCCGAGCAUUCGGUAGAUCAGCAACAUCGGCUACUGGCGCCUUGGGCGCCGAACUGUCUCGAGAUCACUCGAUGGUGACAAGGGAUGAGUCAGUGGUGACCAGACAGGGCUCAAUGCUGAUGACCUCUGCAAUGACCACUGGUGGCAGGCCCUCUCAAAGGAGGGCAUCGAUGGCCGUUGGCAAGGACGGGCAAGUCGAAGAUAGUCGUGCGCUCAUGGACCGACUUGCAAAGCUCCGAAUGGAGGGGACGGAUCAUGAGCAGCAGCUGAAAGACGAAGAGGACCGCCGAAAUCAGCAGAAGAUGGCCGAGAUUCUUGCAAAAGCCUGGGGCGUUGGUGGCAAGCGCAUUUCUGGCAUGGUCUCCAAGGUUGAGAAGGAUGACAAGGGAAAGAGCAAGAAGCUCGGUGGACUCUUCGGGAGCAAGGAGGCCGAACGAGAAGAGCAAGAGCAGAAGAAGGCAAAGCUUGAGACUAUGACCCUGGACAAGAAGAGACAGAUUGAUUCCAAUGCAGUGGCGCUGGAUAUUAGCCCAAACCUUGCCACUGAAGAGGUGUCUGCAGCUUUUGAAGAAGUUCGGAUCUUGAAGGACCGGCCGGAGAGCAAGGUGGUGGUGACUGAGGUAUGGGGCUUCGUUUCAGCCAGCCAAGGCGAUAUUGGACUUCAGCACCUUGGCCUUCAGAGCUCAAUACGGUGCUCUGUGGACAUGCCAAAGGAUCCCAUGCCCGAGAAAGAGGAGUCGGUCAAAGAGUUUGUGACCCGAAACUUAGGGGAGGAGGUGCGAAGAUGGAGACUUUUUUUGCUAGCCCGGCAAAUUGGCUUUUGGUCUGUGCUUGCAGAGCUUGGCGAGGAGCAGCUGGAGGAAGAGGUGCCUACUGAUGCUGAGACUUUGGAGGAGGACUGCCCCUUUGAUGAGGAAGAGCAUCAGCUGCUUGAGAAGAGGCGUGAACUCAAGGCACUCCUCAUUGCCUCACGGCAGCGGGCAGAUGCUUUGGCCAGCGCCAUUGACGCACAGGUGGAUGAGGUCAUGGGCAAGGAGAAGCAGCGCAUGCAAGUCAUUGAAGAGCUCUCUCAGCAUUGCGCGGAACUCCAGAGAAUACAGGAGCAGCGCCAACAAGAGCUGCUUCAAGAGCUGGAGAAGUUGAACAAUGCGACGCAGCAGUGCAGCGAGUGCGAGAACCGCUCGCAGUUUCUGGUGGAGCGCAUCAUCACACUGUUAGCUUCUAGCCCUUUGGAUGCCGAGCACGUUGCCGUGCUGAAGUCCAAGCAUCAAGGAGAGCGAGAGAUGCUGCGACAGUUUGAAGACAUCCGACAGCAGUACGAUGAGGUGCGGCAGCAGAAUGUCGAAUUGACCAGCCGAUUGUUGGAGGAGUCAUCUUUCUCUCGGCGACUUUCCGAUCAGCUUGCAGAGGCCGAGGAACGCUUCAAUCGCUGUGCACAGGAUGGUCUUCAACCGCAGCCUGGAGGAGCAGCUCCAGGCUGUCAAGACACAGAAAGUGGAAGCGCGCAGUCACCAGCGACGUUGCACCUCAACUCAGUUCCGCCUUUGCCAUUGCGCUGCGAAGUGGAUGAGGGUGACAGGGUGAACCGCCAUGCUGACGAGCCAGGGCGCGCGGCCCGGAUGCGGCGGUUGCCCAAUUCCCUGGGCGUGCUAGCCGAGGCUGAAGGAACUAGAUCAAUCCCGAGCUCAUUCACUGAGAAGGAGUUGCUGAAGGAGAGCGUUAAGUGCCCGGUGAGUGACCUGGUUGCGUUGGGAACGAGCUGCUCGUGUGAGGGCACCGACUGCGGAGAGGGGAAAUAUUGCUUUGGGGAGAAGCCGACUUGCCAAGACAAGCCCAGGCAGGACCCUUCGUUGCUGGACUGGCAUGGCAAGACUGCCAAGGGUCCGCACGAUGGAAAGGACAAAGGUCAAAUCGCUGGAAGAGAAUUCAAGUUCUACAAGAAGUCCGAAAAAAGUGGCCUCAGGCUCUUCUACUCGGACAACUUGAGAGUGUACUGUCAUAGCCAACCUAGCGGUGCUAGCAGCUGGGAGAUCAUGAUCGAUGGCCAGCCCUGCCCAAGUGGAGGUAUUUAUGGAGCUUACCAUGUGCAUCGGAUUGAAAACCCGCACCGCAUUAACGGUUGGGGAGGCUAUUGCAAAGGAGUUGGAAAAGGAGAGCACACGGUUUCUGUGCACGUACGGCCAACUCCUGGGUAUGAAGCUGCUUAUCGACAUGAUGCCUUUACUGGCUGGCAAGGGUGGGGAAGUGGCGGUGCUUCUUGGCAUUUGGAGGCGCAAGAGGUGCCCGAGGACUACCCCUUUUACCACUAUGUGGAAGGCCGCUUAGCGGAUGGAAGAGAUGGUGGUGUCGUUAAUGGCCGUGUACUGAACUUCAACAAGCAGUUGGCGGACAGCCGGCUGCGGCUUUUCUACUCUGACAACCUUCGAAUUCAUGGCCGUCCCCACAAGAGUGGCGCGUGUCGAUGGCAUUUGCGAAUUGAUGGACAGAUGUGUGGAAGCGGUGCAAUCACUGGAGAUGUGUAUGGGCAUGCGCCUGACAAUGUACACCGCCAGAGGAGUUUCAUGGGCUAUUGUGACAACGUCCCGGCCGGACAGCACAAGGUUGAUGUGCACAUUGAAGCGAUUCAUCAUCAUUGGGUUUGUGAUGCCUUUACCGGGUGGAAUUCCAACUUUCUCCUUGAGGCCGAAGAAAUCCCCAAGGAGUACCAAAUGGUGAAGGUUCACAUGAGCCACAACGCGGAUGGAAGGGACUCUGGUGCCAUUGGUGCAUACCGGAUUUCUUUCACAAAAAACCAUGCAGACACAAGGCUUCGGCUAUUCUACUCUGAUAACUUGAGAGCUCUUAGCGGCGCCCACGACUGUGCUUGCAAAUGGGAAAUCCUGGUGGAUGGGAACCAGUGCCCCAGCGUGGAAAUUUUUGGCCAGGUUUAUGUUCGCCGCCAUCAUGCGGGCAACGUGCACGACACCAACCCACACCGUCCUCGCAGCUUCGCUGGGUUCUGCGAUGGAGUGACGAAGGGCGAUCACGUUGCCAUUGUCAAUGUCAAGCAGCAAGGGCCCGCAUGUGAUUGCUACACACUGUGGCACCCCAGUGCGAACCGCAAGGGUUCCCAUGGCGCCUUGGAAGUGCACGAGUUCUUCAAGCCUUGCUCAUCACUUACGAAGAGCGAAUGCAAAGAGCCUAGAUGUGUUGUCAACAGCGAGGAGGAUCGAUGCUCAGACCUAAUUCCAUGCCCUGGCCAUGACAAAGUAGCAGUGGGCUCUGCUUGCCAAUGUGGAAAGGAAGCAGCUGCCAAAGGGAAGUUCUGCUAUGAAGACAAGACAGUGCAUGAUGGGCCUAAAGAGGAGAAAAGCGAUGCUUUGGGUCUCCAAUCUCCGUGGCUUUUGCUAGCACUACUUGCCCUGAGCUGGCUAGAUGCCUGGCCAGAGAGUGGCUUCAUUUGA
Molecule: messenger RNA, 3714 nt
Organism: Durusdinium trenchii
Lineage: Eukaryota; Dinophyceae; Suessiales; Symbiodiniaceae
Source: the annotation of a GenBank genome assembly